CUGUCCCAGCCAUGGCAGGGAGCUCUGACGUGCACCACAAGACCCCGCUGCCCGAGGGCAUCCGAGUCGGCACCGUGAUGAGGAUUCGUGGUGUUGUCCCCAACAACGCCAACCGGUUCUUUGUGAACCUGCUGUGCAGCGAGGGGCAGGAUGCUGAGUACGCCCUGCAUUUCAACCCCCGGCUGAACGAGUCCACAGUGGUCUUCAACACCCUGGAGCGGGGUGCCUGGGGCCCAGAGGAGCGGGGCAGUGGCAUUCCCUUCCAGCGUGGGCAGCCCUUCGAGGUGCUCCUCAUCGCCACGGAAGACGGAUUCAAGGCGGUGGUCGGGGACUCGGAAUACCACCACUUCCGCUACCGCAUCCCGCCGGCGCGCGCGCGCCUGCUGGAGGUGGGCGGGGACCUGCAGCUGGAGUCGGUGAAGAUCUUCUGAGCG
This is a messenger RNA of Diceros bicornis minor, 434 nucleotides long. Its product is annotated as galectin-7-like. Gene Ontology annotation, molecular function: carbohydrate binding. The coding region runs from base 12 to 431 and encodes 139 amino acids. The transcript is spliced from 4 exons. The record is from RefSeq and is a predicted model, not a curated record. NCBI's taxonomy places the organism in Eukaryota, Metazoa, Chordata, Mammalia, Perissodactyla, Rhinocerotidae.